Molecule: messenger RNA, 10673 nt
Organism: Rhineura floridana
Lineage: Eukaryota; Metazoa; Chordata; Lepidosauria; Squamata; Rhineuridae
Gene: OTUD7A
Product: OTU deubiquitinase 7A
Exons: 15
Coding region: 1073-3874 (933 amino acids)
Biological process (GO): protein K48-linked deubiquitination; protein deubiquitination involved in ubiquitin-dependent protein catabolic process; protein K63-linked deubiquitination
Cellular component (GO): nucleus; cytoplasm
Molecular function (GO): zinc ion binding; cysteine-type deubiquitinase activity; K63-linked polyubiquitin modification-dependent protein binding
Source: RefSeq, a predicted model, not a curated record
CGCCUCCGCUUCUGCCCUCCUGCGUGGAGGCAGGUGACUGGGCGGAGGCGGCGACGUGUCUCCUCCCACCGCCGCCGCCGCUCCAUGCCCUCCUUCCCACAGCCCGGGGUCGCCUGCGCUGUCCUUCUUUGCCGAGCACGGGAGGCGGCGGCGGCAGAGGAGGCAGCAGCAGAUAGCAGCUGCGGCAGCCGUCCCUCCGAGCCUCUCCCCCGCUGUCCGAGCUCGGAGGAUGGAGGGGCCCGAUGAGCCCUUCGCUUGCCCCCUUCGCGACGGCAGCUCUUUUUGGAAGAGAGGGGCAGCAUGGCUUGGCUAAACUGGGGAGGGGGCUCAGCCGGUGGGGCCGGCGGCGGGUCUCGUGAAGGGCCCCCCUUAACCUUUCCCCUCGCAAUUCAAGCGCCGCUACUUCCCUCCCCUCCUCCCCGCAUUUUUUAUUUUUUUCAAGAGACGGGCAGGCCACAUAGAGCGAGCCUGGCUGUCUUGCAAGGGGAAGAGUCUGCAUUGCAGAACCUCGGCCUCUUGUUCUCCCCGGCCCUCCUUUGCCUCUCGCAGCUGCUGCUCGGAAAUGCCUUCCUGAGCCGCGAUGCUUGGGACGAGCAGGGAUUCAGGGCAGUCUCUCAACUAGCCAAGCCAGGUGAUGGGUGAGGCAGGGAGCAACUACUUAUGCCCCGCACUGAUGAAGGUCUCCUGGAGCUGUUGAGCAUCAACCCUCUAAGAUUUUUAGGAGACUGAGAAAUAGAGCCACAGUAGAAGAUAAUAGCAAAAUAAUCUGCAUAGUCAUGACUGGAGCCACCAUUUUCAAAAGCAGUGUGUCACUGAAUACCACCUACAUGGGAGGAAGAGAAGGCUAUUGCCUCCAAACCCUACUUUUCGGCUAUCUGGAAGUUGUUCAUUGUGGGAACCAGGAUGCUGCUGUAGAUGAAAUGCUGUUCUGAAUCUAAUUUCUCAGGGGACACAACUUACUCACACACUCUACUGUGAUAAAAAUGAACUGUCUUCUUCAUCAAAAAGAACUGGCAUAAGGUCCGUCUGACACAUAUCACGCAGAACUUUACUAAAAGUCUACUCAAUAUGGAUGUCUUGUAGCCUGUUGCCAAAUCCUACCACUGCUGCACAUCCAGCAGCACUUCUACAUGAUCACAUGACUCUUGAUAUGGACGCGGUCCUGUCAGACUUUGUUCGGUCCACAGGGGCAGAACCGGGUCUGGCAAGAGACUUGCUUGAAGGCAAAAAUUGGGAUUUGACUGCUGCCCUGAGUGACUAUGAGCAGCUUAGACAGGUUCAUACAGCCAAUCUGCCACAAGUGUUCAACGAAGGGAAGUAUCCCAAGCAGCAGCAGGAAACAGAUCCUUCCCAACAGGUGAACAAGAAUGAACGGCCAUCUCUUCAAAGACAAGAAGAUGUUGCUCAAGAAAAGAGGCUAUCUAGAGGAAUUUCCCAUGCCAGCUCAGCAAUAGUCUCCCUUGCUCGAUCACAUGUGGCCAGUGAAUGCAACAAUGAACAUUUCCCUCUGGAGAUGCCCAUCUACACAUUCCAGCUCCCUGAUCUUAGUGUUUACAGUGAAGACUUUAGGAGCUUCAUUGAGCGAGACUUGAUUGAGCAGGCAACCAUGGUUGCUCUGGAACAAGCUGGUCGUCUUAAUUGGUGGUCCACAGUCUGUACAAGCUGUAAACGCCUUCUCCCAUUGGCAACAACUGGUGAUGGAAACUGCCUGUUGCAUGCUGCUUCUCUAGGAAUGUGGGGGUUUCAUGACCGGGACCUUGUAUUACGGAAAGCACUUUACACAAUGAUGAGAAGUGGUGCAGAAAGGGAAGCCCUGAAGAGAAGGUGGAGGUGGCAGCAGACACAGCAGAAUAAAGAGUCAGGGUUAGUUUAUACAGAAGAAGAGUGGGAGCGGGAAUGGAAUGAACUGCUCAAACUGGCUUCAAGUGAACCACGCACACACUUCAGCAAAAAUGGAGGUACCGGUGGUGGAGUUGACAAUUCUGAAGAUCCAGUGUAUGAGAGCCUAGAAGAGUUCCAUGUUUUUGUACUGGCACAUAUCUUAAGGCGACCGAUAGUAGUUGUUGCAGACACAAUGUUACGAGACUCAGGAGGAGAAGCAUUUGCACCAAUUCCAUUUGGUGGAAUUUACUUGCCUUUGGAAGUCAUGCCUAACCGAUGUCAUUGCUCACCUCUAGUUCUUGCCUAUGAUCAAGCGCAUUUCUCUGCUCUUGUGUCCAUGGAGCAAAAAGAUCAACAGAGGGAACAAGCGGUGAUCCCUCUGACUGACUCUGAACACAAGUUACUACCUUUGCAUUUUGCGGUUGAUCCUGGGAAAGGCUGGGAGUGGGGGAAGGACGACGAUGAUAACUCCAAGCUGGCCAAUUUGAUUCUGUCUCUGGAGGCAAAGCUUAAUCUUCUGCACAGUUACAUGAAUGUUACCUGGAUACGCAUACCAUCGGAAACACGGGCUCCUCUGGCUCAGCCAGAAUCUCCUACUGCAUCAGCAGGAGAGGAUGUUCAGUCUCUGGCUGACUCCAUGGACUCCGACAGGGAUUCCAUCUGCAGUAAUUCUAAUGGCAGUAAUGGGAAAAAUGGGAAAGAGAAAGAAAAACAAAGGAAGGAUAAAGAAAAAAACCGGGCCGAUUCAGUGGCUAACAAACUUGGGAGUCUCAGUAAAACUCUAGGCAUCAAACUAAAGAAGAAUAUGGGUGGGCUUGGAGGACUAGUGCAUGGCAAAAUGAGCAGAGCAAAUUCGGGAAAUGGGAAAAAUGGGGAGAUCAUUGAGAAAGUUAAAGAAAAGAAGUCCAAGUCACGCAAAGGAAGCAAAGAGGAAUCAGGCCAGUCUGCAAGCACUUCCCCAUCUGAGAAGACAACCCCCUCUCCCACUGAGAAGGCAAGCAUCUCACCUGUUGAAAAAAUUAAUUCUAAGUCCCCUUCAGAUAAACAGUCAGACCCAUGGAAGUACAGUACUGAUGUGAAGCUGAGCCUCAACAUUUUGAGAGCUGCCAUGCAAGGGGAACGUAAGUUCAUUUUUGCUGGUCUCCUUUUGACCAGCCAUAGACAUCAGUUCCAUGAGGAGAUGAUUGGUUAUUACCUGACCAGUGCCCAAGAGCGCUUCAGUGCUGAACAGGAACAGAAAAGGAAAGAGGCUGAGAAGAAGGCUACUCUCAAUGGGUCGUCAUGCAGGAAACUGGAACAAGAAGUAUACCCUAAAGAGAAGUUGGAAUCCUCUCCUCAGGAAAGGGCAUCACCAGUCCUGCCUCAAAGCCAUACAACUCAACUGGUUUUAAAGUUUAAAGACCGCACUAGUCCCACACCAGGGACAUUUUCAUCACCUAGCAAUGGUGCCAAGAAAAGUGGACCCAUUCCAGUAUCUGCUCACUAUAGCCAUACGCCCCCCGUUCAGAGGCAAAGUGUCAUCCAUUUGCACGAUGUCAAUUCCAAGCCAUCAAGCUUCCAGGAUGAUACGUACAAGCCAGCCGUCGGCACCUUAAAAACAUGUGCCACAUAUCCCCAACAGAACCGGUCAUUGUCUUCACAGAGUUAUAGCCCAGCCCGGAUAGCAGGCAUCCGUACUGUCAACACAGUGGAGUCACUGACUUAUGCUAUGCCUACAGACCACAAGUCGCAAACAUAUACCAAUGGGUUUAAUACCAGUGACAUUAGAGACUGCUUGGAAUAUGCCGAUGAGGAUGCACCGCAAACCUGGUUGAACAAUGAUAAAAAUCGAGGCAAGAGCACAGAUUGCCCAAUAUAUUCAAUCCAGCAGAACCGCUGUCAGAAAGAGAACUGCUCUUUUUAUGGUCGCCCUGAGACUGAAAACUAUUGUUCCUACUGCUAUAAGGAGGAGCUAAAACGCAGGGAGAGAGAAAGUAAGGGCCACCGACAUUGAAGUCAGUGGAGCUGUUCCCGUGAAGAUUUAUUUCCCCCAUUUUCUUACUUGUAAAGUAUGGGGCAGUGGAUUAUAGAAUUAAGGAAAAGAGAAGCCCAUAGAGGGAUUUAUGGGAAGAAAGGUCUAGCUCUCCUUUGUUUCCCCCUGCAGCAAUGAAAAAAUAAGGAUUAAUUUAUCAUAAAGAGUUUAUUAUUUUCCAUUUUGUCAGUGUCUUUUUUACAUACACUGGUAAGCUGAAAGGUUGUUUACUCCUUUGUCAGUGCUGUGUAUAUGUGUGGUCAAAAUGUUACUAAUGGUGCCUGAAUUUACACUGACAUCACUCAGGUAGUAGAAAGAUAGGGAAAAAGUCAUAAUAACUGGAAAUGUGAUAUUGUAAUAAGAUUGUGUCUGCCUCAUUCUAUAGAGCCAUCUCAAUUGAAGAAAUGUAAUUUUUCCAUAGCUGUCCAUCCCCCCUUUAAAAUGAGAGGUGGGGAGGAAUAGUAAUUUGCAUACUAACAUACUAUUUUAGUACUGCUGUUUUCACCAUAGAUACACAAAUGGAAGUCUGGAUUCAUGAUCACAGCUUUUCUUACAGAACACAAAUUCUUGGGUGUAUUGAUGUAAGCAAACUCGAGUUUUGUAUUUGACAAUGUCCAAGGAUGAAAUGCUUAUUCUCAAAUAACAUAUCCAUGGUUAAAAAAAGGGAUAUCUGUUUUAUUGUUUAAAUGAGGCUCAAGCCCUCAUAGUUGAAAAUAAGCACUUUACCAUUUAACAGAGAUUGAAUUCUUGGAUGACAAAACAACUCCUGCAAUAACCCCAUUCAGUAUAAUCUACACUAUCAAGUCCUUGUAUCUCACUGAUCAUAUCGUUGCCUUGGUAGUUUUGAUCAGUUUAGCAAUACUGUUCAUUGGAAUCACAUUAUUUAGCUAUCAAUUCCUAGGAGAUUAUAGCGAGACUUCAUCUUUUCAUCAUUCACAUAGCCCAAUGUAGAGUUGCUACCACUUUGCAAAAAUUGCUACUGUUCAUUUGCACAUGAAUCAAUAUAUUAUGCACAUUUUUUUUUAAAAAAAUGCUCAUGGGCUUGUUUUUAUUUCCGAAUGUCUGCUCUCAAAUUUGGCCCUCGGAAAUGAGCACUUGAAAAUGAAGAGGAUGAAAUCUGAACACCAUUGAGCACUAUUUCAAAGACACAAAUAAAGCCAAGAUUGUUUAUAAUAUCCUUGGAAAUCAGCCAGAUAAUUUGGAUAAUCUCUAAAGUAGCCUUUGCCAACCUGUUACCCUUCAGAUGUUUUGGACUAGAGCUCCCAUGAGCCCCAGCCAGCAUGGACAUUGGCGGCUGCUCUAGGAUUUAUUGAACUGUUUUGGCAUAGCUCUAGUUAUGAAUGUAAUACCGAUAUCAAUACUAGAACUUCAGUUGGCAUUAGUAGAAACCUGUUUGCCUUCCUCCUCCCUCUAUUUUUUCCCAGCAAACCACUUGCAGCCAGAUUAGAUACCCAAUGGCAUGCUCCAUAAUUUAUUAGAGACCCCACAUGCACACACACCCUUCCGGUGUGCACUCUGCCUCGAUGACUGCUAUCAGUACCCAUGGAAGCUGUGAGAAUGGACUGUGGAACCAUCAAGAACCAUCAUAUCUUGAAUGCAGAGCAAUCCCGGUGUCAGCUGGCUGUCCCUUUGUCUUUGAUCAGAAUUAAACUUCUGUUUAUUCACCCUCAUCUAUUACAUUACUGAAGACCCUGUUACACCUGAUGAAAAGGGAAAGAAAUGUAACAGUAAUGGCACCACACCAAGCCCUCAAAGCAACCCUCACUCUUUUAUUAGGAAAGUUCAUGGCUCGGAGUAGCCUCUAUUUUUAGCCCUGCUCUUUAGUUCUUAAAUAAGUUCAGAAGACAUUCACUCAUGGCCACAUCCCAAUUUACAUUUUGUACUAGGUUCUGUGAUAAUUGUGACUAUUGUCUGUUGAGCAUUUGCACACACAUGAAAUUCCUGUUGUUGAACUAAACAGUGGUGGCAGCCACAAAUUGACUACAAAAUGAAGUGAGAAGUUCUAAAUAGUAUUUCUUAAGAAAAAAAAUUAAGUUGGGAACGGGAGGAGCCACACCAGUUUUACUGAAGAACAGCUCUUCGUGAAUCCAGCCUUGUAGUUCAUGUAUCUCUGAGAAGUCACACCACAAGAUUUUGCAAGCAUACGCACAGUGGCGCUGCUACCAAUCUGGUCUCCAUUCUGUUAUAAGAAGUCCACACAAGAAAGAGGAUCAGCUGCGUUAUUAGCACUGACUGGUUUUGCAGUCUUCUUGACCAGCUUUGCUAUUUAUUUCAAAGCAGAGGAAAAGGGCACCUUCCAAGUUCCUUCCUGGGGGACUCUUUCCUUGCCCUUUCAGUGCUUCCAGCUUAGAAUCAAGGCGCAAAACUGAUGCCGUGAGUGGCUGCUGUGUGGAUUAGAACACAGGUAGCCGUUGGUGUGGUUCACUCAUAAGAAUCUCAGAUAUUCCAGUUUUGUACAAUCUUGUGUCUUGUUAUGUUUUUGGUUAGUUGUGGUAAUUGCUCAUGUUUCUUUGGCCAAAGAUGGACAUACCUGUGAUUGUAUUUGUCAGAGAGAGAGGGGGAGAGAGAGAGAGAGAGAGUAAUCAGGAAUGAAUUUUUAAAAAGGUUUAAGAAAGUAAAUAUUAGUAAUUACUAAUGUGUUAGUGUAGGAAUAGCCGUUGAUGUGCCUAUGACUGCUUCUGUAGGUGAAGUUAGGCAUGAGAAAUUUGCUGUUAACAAUUUCUGCUUUUCCCUUUUGAUUCAAAUAUAUUAUCUGAUUGAAAAUCUUUUAAAAAAAACUGUCUUCACAAGGUAGUAUACUAUUUUUUUAAAAAGCAGUCAUCGGGAGACUAAAUUUUAACAAAUAGAAUAAUUUCAUAAUACUGACAGUCUGCUAUAUGAUUUUGAAAUAAUUAACAGAACUGAAUGAACAUAUGUUUUGCCAAUAUGAUAGAAGUGUUCUGAUCAAGUGCUCUGAUUAGCUGCUUGAAUCACUACCCUACCUAUCUGUCCAAAAGCUGUUUUCUGGCACCCAUGCUCUAAUCCUUGUUUAGGCCCUAAUCACAGAAAUACUUCACUAUGUAUCAUUUUGCUAUGGUGGGAUCCAAUCCUUCCUCUGUAAAAUUCUUAUUAGAUAGCAAACGAUUUCAGAUAAAUCAUAGCUUUGAAUGCCUCUUUCCACCCCCACAACUUCAUCUGCAAAAGUUAGAGAUGAGGCCAAUGCCAAAUUAAACCUGGAGUGAGAGGGCUCCAGAGUUCUGGGAGUUAGUGCCUGGCGUCUAAGUGAAGGGUCAAAGGAUAAGGGCAGAGGAUCAGGCUCUUAGUGUUUAUACCAGGUCUGGCCAAUCCAGAGGCUUCAUGCUACAACUGAAACUCAAGACAUCAGUGUUGCAUAUGCCUAUUCCCCUGUGUGACUGACUCAAGGGCUGAGUACAUACAGUCCAUGGUAGCUCACUUACUAGACUAGAUCUCAGACUCAAGACUUGUGCAGUUCUUGGUUCAAGCUUCCUGGGUCCAUGAAAACAGACACAACUCAAGCUGAAUGUGUACAUUCAAGUUGCUGUGAUCAGUUAAUGCAUUAUUACAUCUUGCAGCCAAAAAAUGGACCAAGUAGGAACUAACAAGAGGCAAUGAUCCUUUGAUUCCAUAGUCAGAUUGUCUAAUGGUUGUGCCAAGCAAAAAGUAAUUGGAAAUUAUAGUGAUCUCACCCUCAGUGAUUUUAGGGUUUUGUUCCCGUCUGUCUUUUCUGAAAGAGAGACAGUUACUUAGCUUCAAUAAAAACUAUACAAUUAUCAACUUCUUUCUUACUGUAAAUUAAGUGCUGCACCAGAUAUAUUUUUGCUGUGUUUUCAUCUUUAAAGGCCAAAACGUGUUUUACCUGAACUCACUCUCGUUCAUUCUCUCUCUCUCUCUCUCUCUCUCUCUCUCUCUCUCUCUCUCUCUCUCUCAAUAUAUAUAAACAUGACUGCUAUCUCAUUCAACUCAGAAUUUGUGCCAGUGAUUUGUGAGUUGGUCACUUGGUGGGUAACAAGUGGAUAUUGUAGACAAUUCAGUAUAUAAAGGGCUAAGUGUUUGUGGGUGGUUAAUUCCAAGUCAGGAAGGCAGGGCUGUGCAAAGACAAAUUCCAUUGUAGAUAUGAGAAUUUGGGGCUUGCAGCAGAGCUUCUUUUGCAAAAUAUGACACAAUUCUCUGGGACAUUCUCCUGCACAAGUCCUGUUGAAUUGAACAGGAGCCGCACCAGAGCACUUUGGUGCACUUGCCCAGCAACUUUUCAUUUCUUUGGGGCCUGUGUGCAAGAGGAACUACCAGUGGAUUGUGCCCUUUGCUUGGUAUAUGAGAAGUACAAAGCAUGGAACAGUGGUUGAAUGUAAUAAGUGUUGCUGUUCUGGGGUAAAGUGAUGUUUUUACAAAUGAGAAUAAAUGUUUUAUGGUUAAAAAUAAAUUAUAAUUACUCUGCUAAUAGGCAUCAGGAAAAAAUGUGUGUUGGGGAAAGAGUAGAAGGUUGUUUGUGUAAAUUGUUCACACCACUAAUCCAAAACUUGUUAAAGAAAAUAUGCAAAAUGUUUUACCUUUCUUUUGUCUGUGGAAUAAAGGGUCUAAGGAUUAUUAAGAAAAUGGUAUAUAAGCAUUCUCACACUUUGUAAUAAUACAUUUAAAAGUAGGAUAGAAAAGGGCUAAUGAAUGAAUAAAAUAUGAUACACUUGUGUUUCCAGAUAAGCUGUGUUGUGUGUUGUAGGUAGUUCUAAGCAGGUCUGCAGAAAGUUUUGCAUGUGGUCAUAAGGCACUGCAAGCAAACAUCUGGUCUUGGUAGCAAGAGCCUCUCUCUGCCACAACACUGCCCCAAGCCCAAUCAAUUACUCACUGCUGUUAUUUCAAGGCAAGGCCAGGGUGUAUUGUUGCUCUUCUGAAAUCCAAAGAUCAGGCAAACUCCUUUCAUUAGUACAAUAUGCAUUAUAAUGAGUGACAAAGCACCCCUUUCAGCUCAAAUCGGGUCCUCAGGGAAGUAUUGGUAUAAUGUGUGUCUUAGGCUGCAAUCCUACUCUUAUCUCCAUUGAACUUGAUGAAACUUUCAAUCAACAUGCUUAGGAUUGCACUGUUCCUUCUGUAUGUACACAAUCUCCAGCUCAUGCUUCUGGGCUCCUUCUUGCUCUGCACUUGGCUUCCCUUGAAAAUAGAUAUGCUUUGCCCAUUCCUGUGCUGCAAGAUGUUUGCUGAGCACAGCCAUAUCUUUCCUAAAAGUAAGAGGUACAAAAACUGAUCAAUAGCUAUGCAGGGAAAAUACUGUGUUCAGUCACACCCUUCUCUUCCCCCCCCCAGUCUAUUUUGUGCACUUAAGGUAAUGUGGAAGACAAUUUAAAUUAAUCUUUCCUCUGAAAAACAUGUGUUAAUAAUGAAUGGAGAUUUUAACCACCAAGAGGGUGAAGGACAUCACAGUGUUUUUAGAAGGUGCACAAUCCUUUCCCAAAGAGCUUACCACCAAGGCUGUUUCCUGCAAUUCUGUCCAGAAAAAGCACCAUGUGUUGUAUUGGACACAGAGUUCAGCUUCUUGAGAAUUUUAGCUUUCUCUUCCCCCCCCCCCACCUUUAUGGCAUAAAACUCUGUUGGCUAGUCCUGCUGAAAUUUCAGAAGCCAGAGAAGGAACUGUAUAGCUGUAUGUCCCUCACUGUGACUGACAAAACCAGAAAUACUUAUGCAAAAUAGUAAAACAAAUUACAAAUCAAAAGAAAUUGUGCAAAUUUGUUCGGUUUGCAUAAUGUAUACAAGAAGAAUUCAACGUUUCUGGAUGCGGAACUGAGAUUGUGUGGAUGCAGAAUUUUGAUCCUUUCAGCAUAGAGUACAUGCAGACAUAUAUAUCUAUAUAUACUAUAUAUAUACACACACACAUAAACUCUGUGUGUGUAAGUGACAAUGUUUGUACAAUCUGGGCCCAUCCUGUUUGGAAACAAACAGAACCAGACAGUUCCAAACAACCAGAAAUUUAUAUUGUUUUGAGUGUCAGGUCAGAGUCUGGAGUAAUGUCUUCAUAACAAAGGCACUAGAGGGCUGUAUCGUUUUUCAUGAUUGUCUUGGCUGCUUUCUCUGUCGUCAUACGGUAAGCAGCACAGUGUUUUUAACUACAUUGCCACCGUUGUCAUGGCAUUGCUCCAUUAUAAUGACCAUUGGACUGGAACAAUGACAAGCUGUUGCACGCUUAGUAAAUGGAGAAGAGCUCUUGUUCAGAAUAUAAGGCCCUCUAAUGGUAAAAUUUGCCCUAGGAACAAAGUUCUUCCCCCAUAGGAGCACUCAUUUAAGACAGAUAGGAGGUUUGCCUUUUAUCAAUUGAUGUUGAUUCCAUUCUCUCCCCACUCCACCCCCCCUCAAAAAAUAAUACAUUUCUAUUUCCAAAAAUUGAGAAUGUGUUUUAUUCAAAGUUUAUAAAUUGUAUCGUGAAAUAAUUGGUUAUAGUGGGGAGUGGCAGAUUACAUCCUUGCCCUUGUAUGGAGAUGCAAAUGUUCUUGUGAUGGUAGAGCUCGAGUGGAAAAAUAAUCGCUGACCUUGAUUGUAAGAAGCUUUUCAGCUCAGACCACAUUGAAAUCUUUUGCAGUGUACUUUUAUUUGAAGGUAUGGAAAACAUUGUAGUACUAUUGCCAAUAGAACAUGGUAUAAAAUUUAAAUGGCUUCAGUAACUUGUUUGCACAUUUGCUUUUUUGUGUACAUGCUUCUUUUUUAAACAAAGAAAACAAUAGUCAGCAGGAUAUUUAUAUAUAUCCCAUAAAGAAAGGUGUUUGUAAGUGUAUUCUGUUUGUGUAACCAUAAAUGGCUG